Messenger RNA from Plutella xylostella (diamondback moth), 3353 nucleotides. Lineage: Eukaryota; Metazoa; Arthropoda; Insecta; Lepidoptera; Plutellidae. The record is from RefSeq and is a predicted model, not a curated record.
CAGACCAAUCAUUUUGACAUUUAACUUAUUAAGUUGUCGGUCUGACGAAACCAUAAACAAAAAUAGCGAAAACUUUCAUUCAUUUCAUUUAUCAAUCAAACCUACCUAGUGUUCUUUUCCUUUUCUCUAUGCUACUGCUACCUAUUCGGAAAAUUCAAUUUUUUAGGUUAUUUUAUAUGUGCACAGUUACCUUGUGAAGCAAACAUGGAGCAAAAAGACUUAAAUAACCCUCCUACUACCUCUACGCUGUCGGGUAAAAAGAGAGCAAGGAGUGAAAAUUGGGUGGAGGAAGACAAGGUUAGUAGGCAACUUAUUAAUUAGUCGUAAGUUCGUUACCGACGUAGCGUAGGAGUAACCAUUUUUUCAUUUCGAUUUACUAUUAGGUAGUGUAUUUAAUACAUACUCCUACUUACCUGCAAUUUUAAUAGAUUUGUUUUCUGUUUAUGAAUAGAUUUUACUGAGGGAAUUGGUGAAGGAGCGUGUGCAUGCGCUUGAAAACAAAAACACCGACACCAACACUAAUGCUAAGAAGCUAAACGCUUGGGCUGAUUUGAUGCUAAGUUUUAAUAGUAUGUGUAAGGGCAGCCCUCGCAAGCUUGCACAGCUUAAAACUCAGUGGACUGGCCAAAAAAUGGAUGAGAAGAAGAAAAAGGGGAACGUGAGAAGGGAAAUGUUAAAGACUGGAGGCGGUCCACCUCCUCCAUCGGAACAAUGUGAUCCCGAUGACAUAGAAAGUUGGCUCCCACACGAGUUUACAGUGGACACGUGUGAAGGAGACUCUGACUUUUUACAUCAGUAUGAGACAGUCCAAGUUAACAUAUUGGAUGAACAUGCCAUUACUACAACUGAUGCAAUUGAGGUUAGUAAAUAUUUUCAAUGUUUUCCUUGUUAUCUUACUCAUAAUUAAGUGUCACAUAAUCGUUAUCGAAAAUAAAUAAAACAAUGUCGACGAGUACGUUAAAGUGUAAUACGUGUAAUCUAGUGAUAAACGAAUUGUUAUCCUACAUCCAGAAUAAAAUUUCAGUGAUUGAUGAGGAUACAUUGUUGCGGAUUUGUACAUCGGCUUUUAGUAAUGACGAAAUUCAAAAGUCCAAGUCGUUACUUUUUGACGCCGUCCCAACGACGAAACGAAAAAUACAACGGAAGAAAGAAGGAAAAGGACACCGUGACCUGGAAGACAUUAUGUCACUUUUUAAGUCUGUUCCCGCGGAGGUGAUGCCUGUUUUCGUUUCCCGCGAGCUGGAGAAGCUGCCACCGGUGACUUUUGAUCACCUGGAUUGUACUCAACUAUUAAAAGAUAUUGUACGUCUCCAAGCAGAAAUAAAUAACAUAAAGGAAACCUAUGUUACUUCUACUCAGCUGCAAGAAUUCAAAUCAGAGCUACAAGUAAAAAAUAAUUCGCCACUUCUUCCAAUUUGUAGUGUAAACACUAGACGUGGUGCAUGGUGUUUGGAUAGUGGACCGAUAGGUUUAUCCCAGUGUGAUAUUGCGUCAGUAAAUGAUUCACUGGACACAAUAACGAAAACACCGACAUCUACAAAGGCAAUGAAAGAUUCUUCGCCUAAUAGCAAUAUUUCUGAACAACAUACCGUAGCCGUCGAUAAUACAAAAUCGACACAUAAAUUGAGCUACAGAAAUAUUAGUAAUGACGCGGCGGAGGGUAUGCGCAGCGAGUUUGCUCGGUGCGAUAAACCGCCUACGGUGACGUCAUGCGAAAUCAGCUGUGCCGAUAAAGGUUUUGAGGCGAGCGCUAAAAUGAAUGAAAAACUUGUAAAUAAACAAGAUGAUUGGCAAACGGUUUCUUAUAGAAAAAAGAAAUCAUCAUAUCAAUAUUCUGGAUUGAUGGGGACGGCUGCCUGUGAAUCAAAUAAUAAUUUCAAAGCAGCGGAUCGAAGUGUUCCUGUGUUCAUAACAAACGUACAUAAAGAGACAACAGUACCUCACAUGGUCGACUAUAUUAAGUUAAAAACCCAAGAAUGUGUGUCGUUGGAAAAAAUCUAUAUGAAAAGGAAGGCAGAUCAUAAUGCAUACAAGUUCUUCGUACCAGAGCACAAGUUGCCUUUAUUUUUAAAUGAAAAUAUAUGGCCUAAGGGUAUUAUAUUUCGAAGGUUUGUGCAUUUUAAGCCGAAGGAUGCGAAUGGUGGUAGCACCAGCGGCCUAGUACAAAAACCUAAUGCAUAGUUCCUUGUAUAAGUUUGUUAGCUUCAACUGUAAAAAUGUCAAAAGGUCAGUUGAAAGUAUUAGAUGGCUGUGUCAAACAUCUGACAUUAUUGCACUGCAAGAAACGUGGCUGAUGCCAGACGAGCUGGCGUUCCUCAGCAGCGUCUCCCAGGAGUUCGAGAGCACGGGCACGUCGGCGGUGGACGCGGCGGCCGGCCUGCUGCGCGGGCGCCCGCACGGCGGCGUCGCGCUGCUGUGGAACCGCACGGUGUUCCAGAAUGUGUCGGUUGUGCAAUGUUCCAAUCCGAGAGUGUGUGCUAUUAAAGUGAGUGUGGGCCAAAGGUCGUUCUUAGUGUUUAGUGUGUAUGCGCCUACGGAUAAAUUGGAUAACUUGAUGGAUUUUACAGACUGCCUCAGCUCGGUGAGUGCUAUUGUUAACAGUCAGGACAUAGAAUCAGUGUACAUUCUCGGUGACUUUAACGCUCAUCCUACCGAACUGUUUUAUAACGAACUAGUUAGUUUUUGUGAGGAUGUAAAAUGGUCCUGUGCCGAUGUGGCGAAAUUAGGGCUACAAUCGGGUACAUACACGUUUGUAAGUGAAGCCCACGGGACACGACGGUGGUUGGAUCACUGUGUGGUUACUCAAGCCGCGUUGCCUUCUAUUGUUCAUGUGUAUGUUAAAUAUGACGUUAUGUGGUCCGAUCAUUUCCCUUUGAUAAUAGAAUGUAACUUAAAUGUAAUUAGGUCGAAAUUGUCCUGUGACAGCUCCAAAAUAAUUAAUACUGUAAUAUGGGGUGAAAGGAAGCCCGAACAAAUGGAUUUAUAUUAUAAUGAAUGUCACAGUACAUUAAGUAACAUAGACUUUCCUACGGAGUGUUCUGAUUGUUGUAAAUGUACUUGUAAGAAUGUUGAUCAUAUGGUUAUCAUUGAUAAGUUAUAUAGCGACAUAACACUUUGUAUGAGCAGGGCGGCUAGUAAGUGUUACACAUUUAAAUCUGUGAGAAAGAAAAAGCCGGUGGCUGGAUGGAAUAAGCAUGUUAGCUCGGCUCAUCGCGAGGCCCGGUGUAAGUUUCAGCUGUGGGCAUGGUGUGGGAAACCUAAAGCCGGCCAAGUAUAUAAAGAAAUGUAUGACAGUCGUAAAGUUUUUAAAUCGCGUCUUAAAUGGUGUCAAGAUAACGAACAGAAAAUAGAAA